GGGGGGGCAAUGAGCCAUGCCAGGGGGGCGGGUUGAGCCCCAGUUGUGCCUGUAGGAGGGUGAGGGGGAUCCCUUCCGCUGGAGCCCCAGGGCACAGCUGGGGGGCAGCCCCCCGCCUGGGGCCAAGAGAUUGAGACCCCCACCCUGUUGUGCUGGUUAGAGACACCCCCCCCCAGGCAGGCAGCUCCCUCCUGGGGUCCUGGCCCCACGGGGGGGACCAUCCCCCCCCCACAGUGUCAGCUGGGAACAGGAUUCCUGGCCGCGCUGGGCUCCCCGCUAAACAGCUGGGGGGUCACCUACCUAGACAAUGCUGGGGGGGGGGGGGGUUGAGUAGCUCGUUCCUUGCUGAUCGCCAUCAUUAUUACUAGUGUGUAUAGUUUAGCGCCUGACACACUCUUGUUUCGUGUCCGGCUGAACUAAGUAUAAAGGAUCUAGGGUUGGGAUUGGGGCGCUCGCUCGGUGUGUUUUUUCGCCCGUUCGCAAACAGGAGGAAACCAUGGUGCCAAGAGACCACAUCCCCGUUGUGGUCACCAAGGAGGACGGCGGGAUCCUGCGGGCUCCCCAAUGACCGGCCAGGCUCCUGCAGGAAGAGACGAGACUCCUGGGCCCAGACAACCGGGGGAUUCGCUGUAAACACGGGCUGGUUAGGAGCCGGAAGCAUUUUCGACCCGCGCUGCGGGAUGACGGCCCCGGGGAAGCUGCGGGUGGCGGUGAUCGGGGCCGGAGCAGCCGGCCUGUGCGCCGCCCAGCACCUCGCUGCCCGCCCCGAGUCCUUCGCGCCCCCCGUGGUGUUCGAGGCGUCCGGCCGCGUCGGGGGCAUCUGGGUCUAUACCGAAGAGACGGGGCAGGGACCGGACGGGCUCCCCGUCGGCUCCAGCAUGUACCGGGACCUCAGGACCAACCUGCCCAAGGAGGUGAUGGCGUUCCCUGACUUCCCCUUCGACCCCUCGCUGCCGUCCUUCCUGCACCACUCGCACGUGCUGGCUUAUCUGGAGCGUUACGCCGACCACUUCGGGGUCCGAGAGCACAUCAGGUUCUGGUGGCGGGUGGAUGCCGUGAGCCCGGCCGAGGGCGCCGAGGGCGGCUGGGACGUCACCGCCUGCCAGGCCCAGGACCGGACGGUGCAGACGACCGAGCGCUUCGACGCCGUCCUGGUCUGCAGCGGGCCAGCUGCUGCACAGCCACGACUACCGCUGCCCGGAGCCCUUCGCGGGCCGCACCGUGGUGCUGCUGGGGGCCGGCCCGUCCGGCGUGGACCUGGCGCUGCAGCUGGCCCCCGUGGCCCGGCGGGUGGUCCUGAGCCACCGGCAGCCCCCGCUGCCCGGGCUGCCCGGGAACGUGCUGCAGGCGGCGCCGGCGGUGGGCGUGGCGGGGGCCACGGUGCAGUUCGGGGACGGGGCCGAGCACCGGGCCGACGUCCUCAUCCUCUGCACCGGCUACCGGUACCGCUUCCCCUUCCUGGCGCCCGCCCGCCUGGGCCUGCGGCUGACGGAGCAGACGGUGACGCCGCUGUACCGGCACCUGCUGCCGCCGCGCCAUCCCGGCCUCUUCUUCAUUGGGCUCUGCCAGCAGAUCUGCCCCUUCCCCCACUUCCACUGCCAGCUGCUCUUCUGCCUGGCGGUGCUGGCGGGCACCUGCCGCCUGCCCCCCGCCGCCGAGCUGCAGGCGGCCGCCGAGGGGGAGCUACGGCAGCACCUCGGGGCCCCCCGGCACUUCCACCGCCUGGGCGGGCGGCAGUGGGGCUACUGCCAGGAGCUGGCACGGCUGGGGGGCUUCCAGCCCCCGCCCCCCGUGCUCAGGAAGAUCUACGAGGCCGUGCGGGCGAGCCGCAGCCGGGACGCCUCCCGCUACCGGAGCCUCAACUACCGGGUGUUGAGUGCCGAGGAGUGGGAGCUGGUGGGGGCCGAGCCCGGGGGGGCCCCCGGCGAGGGGCGGUAACGGUCCCUGUGCACUGAGGGGGCAGGCCCGGGGGCCAUGGAGACGGAGCUCCCGGGCCGGCCGCGGGGGAGCCGGCGGCAGCCCCGGGGGCAAUGGAGACGGAGCUCCCGGCCCGGCCGCGGGGGAGCCAGCGGGCGGGUGUCUGGAGACCCUUCCCCAUCGGUGCCUCCGGCCCCCGCUCGCCCCACGCCACCGCCUGGGGCCCCGGCCGGUCCCCGCUCGCCCCGCGCCACCCCCCGGCGGCCAGGGCCCCGGCCAGCCCUCCCGCCACAUCCGAGCCGGGAGAAAAUCCCCUGGCACGUCGGGGCCGGUGGGGACUGGGCGCCGGUAGCCCGAGGAGCCGAAACCUCGGGCUGGGGCGGUUUGACAGUGAAGAAAUGAGCAAAUAAAGGGUCAAAACGGAA
Mauremys mutica (yellowpond turtle) is the source of this 2342-nucleotide messenger RNA. RefSeq names its product flavin-containing monooxygenase FMO GS-OX4-like. The coding region runs from base 681 to 1955 and encodes 424 amino acids. Gene Ontology annotation, molecular function: flavin adenine dinucleotide binding; NADP binding; N,N-dimethylaniline monooxygenase activity. The record is from RefSeq and is a predicted model, not a curated record. Lineage: Eukaryota; Metazoa; Chordata; Testudines; Geoemydidae. The transcript is spliced from 5 exons.